Molecule: messenger RNA, 348 nt
Organism: Didymodactylos carnosus
Lineage: Eukaryota; Metazoa; Rotifera; Eurotatoria; Philodinida; Philodinidae
Source: the annotation of a GenBank genome assembly
AUGUCAUCUGUAUGGAAAUAUGCUUUAAAACGUAAAAAUCCAAUUACUAAAGAAUCUGACGGUGUUUGCAACAAGUGUGGACAAAAGGAUGAAACAGUUGAAGUAGUAAAGAAGCCAAAAACAAUGUUAGAUUAUUUAGAGCGUAAACAUCUCAAAGAAAUUGUUAUCGAUUUAGCAACAGAUGGAAUCACUAUUCGAGCAAUAACGAGAAAUAAGCAUAUACGUGAUUCGGUUCAGAGAGACGGAUUCAAAUUACCAGCCAAUGAGAGUGAUGUUAUGCGUUUAAUUCACGAAGAUUAUGAAGACAAGAAAAAUAAAAUGGCGAGUGAAAUUCAAAAGAAAACUUAA